This is a messenger RNA of Branchiostoma belcheri (Belcher's lancelet), 2129 nucleotides long. RefSeq names its product glucocorticoid modulatory element-binding protein 2-like. The coding region runs from base 184 to 1350 and encodes 388 amino acids. Gene Ontology annotation, biological process: positive regulation of transcription by RNA polymerase II. The record is from RefSeq and is a predicted model, not a curated record. Gene Ontology annotation, molecular function: DNA-binding transcription activator activity, RNA polymerase II-specific; RNA polymerase II cis-regulatory region sequence-specific DNA binding. The transcript has 8 exons. Lineage: Eukaryota; Metazoa; Chordata; Leptocardii; Amphioxiformes; Branchiostomatidae.
GUCACGUCUCCCUAUAAAUACCGCCGUGCGUCGGCGCCUCACUUCCCCACCGUCUUCUCUGUGCGUCAGCCGCCGCCACGUCCGCGGCUUCUCCGACCAAAAAUCGUCCCAAAACCCCGCUACUAAGCGCCGUACGGCUUCCGUGGACGUCCCUGCGUAAAGGUUUCUGGGUAAUACAUCGCCAUGGCGACCAGGGAAGCGGCCAAUGAGGGGUCAAGGUCCCCUGUAAAGAGUGACGAUGGUGACGGGGACAGCGAAGUGGCGUAUCCAGUCAUGUGUGGGGACAACCAGGGGCUUCUGAUAUGGAAGAAAUUCAUCUGUCCAGGAAUCCACUCAAGAUGUAUCAAGUACAAUGGAAUGAUGCGGACUCCUAAAGAGUUUGUGGUUGAGGCGGGGAAAGCUGGACUGAAGGACUGGAAGAGAGCGAUCAGGAUCAACGGAACCAUGAUCAGGAGAAUGAUGGAGACAGGAGAGCUGGAUUACUAUCAGCACGAGCAGGUCUGCUCCAAAACCUGCCGCAGUAAUCGCUUCGACGUGCCUUCUGGUGUGGCUCUGCAACUGAGUCUGCAGGCCAGUGGGCUCAGGCCACCCGAAUUUGUGCAGACAGAGGGACAGGGCAUACCUCAGAUGGUUCCAGCAGAGAGGCUGUAUGCAGCAGCAGCUGCUCUGGGUGCCUCAACACCUCGCUUCACUCCAACCUCUCCAACUCCUGUGUCUCCUGAAGAUUCCCUGUUGUUUUGGUCUGGAAUCCGAGAUGUGGGAGUUUUGGACGGGAUCUUUACCUGGAUAUUCGACGCCCUGUCAGACCUACAGCAGUGUGUUCAGCACGGAUCAUGCACUGCAGACGAAGCCCAGAUGCUGACGAGUGUUCUGAACGGUCUGGGCCUGAUGGAAGAAGUUAAAGCCCGUCUGGCUCAGCAGAAAACGGAGGCAGACAGGCAGGUGGAAGAGUACAACCGAGAUCUGCAAGAGUUGGAGAGACAGUGCGCAGAAAGGCGGCGACAAUCUCAGGCGUUGAAGCGUCGUCUCGAGAGACUGGAAAACGUUCUUCAGCACACUCCUGGAAGAAAAAGGGCGCGGGCACUCUCCCCACAACAGGGGGCGACCCCGAAACCAUCCUCCGCCACCACCGCGCAAACAAACAGGCACCUGUCGCCGGAGGCAGCCCCGCAGGACCUGAGCAUGAAGAACGGGCACUCGAUAAGUUCUCCGCUGGACAGCUCGCUGUCUUCGAGUCGUAGCAGCACCCCCGGGUUACACUACAUGAACGGAGAAUCGAACGAAAGAGAGGACCGGAAAGGAAGAAUGGUCGCAAAACCGGAAGUGAACUCAAGGUCGUCUUCCAGGUAGUGAUGGACUCAAGGUCGUGUUCUAUUUUGUAUUGAUGAAUGAACUCAAGGUCAUCUUCCAGGUAUUGAUGGUGGACUCAAGGUCAUGUUCUAUAAUGUAUUGAUGAAUGAACUCAAGGUCAUCUUCCAGGUAGUGAUGGUCUCAAGGUCGUAUUCUAUAAUGUAGCGAUGAAAGAGCAACACGAUGUCUAAAAUUACGUACAGCAAAACUUUAAAGUGUCUUCAAGGGAUUUCAAAGAGAGCAUGAUGAAACAGCAAAAAGCCUUUCUACUAUUUGUACUACAUAGUCAUAAUUAUGAAAAGUUACUUUGCUUUUGUAUAUGUAACAUUACUUAGGUUGGACUCUUCAUUGAUAUAUGUGUAUGCAAGGCUGUAGUAAGCAUAGGAAAUAGAUUUUUUGUAUUAGAUUCUAGUUCUAGUGUCAAUGCUCUUGCCAAGGGACCAAGUGGAACUUUGUUGAACUUCAAUCAGUUAUGAUGCGCCUUAGCAGUUUUGUUAGAAAUAGUUCAGGACUUGAACUCUGUGCCUAUUGUGUUAUCUGUUACAAAGUGCCUUUUCAAGGUAUGGUUUCAGCUCUGUCUCAAUCUGAAAGCCAGAUUGUUUCCAGGGCCUACACAGGCCAGCUCCUCAGCUUUAGGGCCAACAUGCCCCCUAGGAAAAUUUUGGCGUAGCUGAAUCUCUGAGUAGGCAAAGUUUCCUUUGUAGCAUGUUGGCCCUGGAGCCAAUAAACUGGCCUGUGUAGGUCCUGCAGCCAAGGAGCUAGCCUGUAUAGGCCCUGGA